Messenger RNA from Coccomyxa subellipsoidea C-169, 1002 nucleotides. RefSeq names its product kinase-like protein. Lineage: Eukaryota; Viridiplantae; Chlorophyta; Trebouxiophyceae; Coccomyxaceae. The transcript has 7 exons. The record is from RefSeq and is a predicted model, not a curated record. Gene Ontology annotation, molecular function: ATP binding; protein kinase activity. Gene Ontology annotation, biological process: protein phosphorylation. The coding region runs from base 1 to 1002 and encodes 333 amino acids.
AUGUUGCCCCACCCUGCAGAUCACGCCCAGUUGACGAAGACGUUGAGCGAAGUCCAGACCCUGCUCAGCGAUAUAGAAGUGGGGCCGAACAUCGGCGCAGGCACCUUUGGGAAAGUCUAUAAAGGUCGAUGGAAGGGGACGAGUGUGGCGGUGAAGAUCAUCUCCCACCAGGGUGCUGGGUACAGAACAAACUCGCAGACCUCUCGGGAAGCCAUGAUAGGGAUGGCCAGUGCACAUCCCAAUGUGGUGGCUGUGUACCGUGUGGUGACAGAGGCGAACAAGGUGGUAGCACUGGAGGUUGUUGCUGUGGACGGCUACAAUUUCAAGACCUACAUCGUCAUGGAGUACUGCGAUAAGGGCACGCUGGAGCAGCACAGGGUGGAAGGGUGGGCGCUGAUGCGGGCAGACUAUCAGAGGGGGCUGGUGUGGGUGCUGCGGUGCCUGCUGGAGAUCGUGUAUGGCAUGGAGUACCUGCACUCGCUCUCCAUCGUGCAUGGGGAUCUCAAGUGUGCCAACGUGGCGGAUUUUGGGCUGAGCCAGACGGGCGUGACAGACGGGGUCUCGGCAAUCACGAGCAAGCCUGGCACAGCGGUGUUUGCCGCCCCGGAGCUGCUGCGAACAGGCAGCCUGGCGGCAGAGAGCGAUGUGUACUCCUUCGCUGUGGUGGCCUGGCACUUGAUCAGCAUGGGCAGCGGGUUGACAGACCUGGAAGACAUACAAGUUACAUACCAGGUGCUGGAGAAGGACUGGCGGCCGGACUUCCCAGAGGAGACUCCAGAGGCUUACAAGGACGUGGUCAGGAGGUGUUGGGCCACAGAGAGGAAGGAUCGGCCCAGCUUCAAGGAAGUCCGGGGGAGCCUCACAGACAUGCUCAAUGAGGAGGUUACCACACGGAGGGAGAGCCUGCGCUCGCAGCGCUCCAAGAGUGCCGAGGUGGUGGACUUGCGUCUGCUCCUGAAACAAAGCCAGCCGCCGCCGCGCAACUAUCCGCGCUCGGGAUGA